CAAAAAAUGGCGGCUGUUCGUCGACUUACAGAAAUCCUUGCAGUCGCUGCGUUUAUUACUUGCGGUUACAUUAUCUAUUAUGUCACAACUCCUGGUGAAUUCACAGAAUGGUCUAAUUGGAGUCAAUGCRCAGUAACUUGUGGAGAAGGUGUUGAAACGCGAACUCGCUCGUGCACAAAUCCAGCACCAGGGAUGUUUGGCUUGCACUGUGAAGGAGCCGAAAGAGAGACAAAAAAAUGCAYUGUCAAGCCGUGCCCUCAAGAUGGGGGAUACUCAAAUUGGGAAAAGUUUGGAGACUGCGAUAAAAAAUGUGGUGGAGGAAAACGAACMCGGAAAAGAACGUGUACGAAUCCAUCUCCUCUCUAUGGUGGAAGAACGUGCGAACAUUUAGGUGUGUCUGAAGAAACGCAAACAUGUAAUAUUCAACCUUGCCCAGUUAAUGGAGGUUAUUCUCAAUGGGGGCAGUAUACUGAGUGCAGCGUAGAAGGGGGAGAAGCGUGUGGAAAGGGUAAAAAAGUUCGCAUAAGAACGUGUAAUAAUCCUGUCCCCCAACAUGGCGGAAAGGCUUGCGAAGGACCUGAUAAAGAAACGGUAGAUUGUGAAAUUCCUUGCCCAACAUCAAAGCAAAGUGAACACAAUAAAACCAUCACACCUGCAGUAUCAACGCUUUUACCCAGUGCAAAGACAACAUAAGUGUAGUCACAGGCAUUUUAUAUGUCAGAAAAUUAAUUUUAGUUAGUUUUUUUUAAGUAGGCACAACAUUAUUGGAAGUAUUACAGUUCCUUUCUUAGGCCUGCUUUUUAUGUUGUGCUAUAAUUCCUGGGUAUUUUAGUACAAAGCCAAAUUAAAACGCUCAAUACACAUACGUCAACUAAUAAAAAAGUGAACUAAAGUUUGUCUGUGGGAUGAAAAACAAGACUUUUCCAUACCAGACAUCAUUUGUACAGGGAUGAAUUACCGUUAUCCUAAGCAUUAGGACCUGAUUAUAUGAAGCAGACUGAACCAGUUGGAACGGCUGAUUUCUUUAGUUUUAUGUCCCUUAGAGCUUCAUAAAAUUAGGGCCUUUUUCUUUUAUCGUCAUUUUUAGAUACACUUUUAUAUCAGUCACAAAGGCACUAAAAUUCUUUACAAUACAAUACCUAGAUAAUAGUACAUGUUUUCCUGUAUUGAGCAGCUUUUUCCUAUUGGUAAAUUUAGCUCAAAARAUGUACUUUUUGUAGGAUGGUCAGUAGUAAUACAAAAAGAAUGCAUUCAAAGUAAAUCUAUUUCCUCRAGCACUAAAUGCACUAGAUUUUCUAUUUUGUCUUUCGUAAAAAGUGUAGUUUAAUCAAAGAUGCAGUCAUGUAUUUAUACAAUAAUAAUAUGUAUUUAUGAACAAUUUCAAUUAUUAAAAAUAUGCACUGCUAGUGCAGUUGCUUGGUGAA
This is a messenger RNA of Exaiptasia diaphana, 1424 nucleotides long. Its product is annotated as coadhesin. The record is from RefSeq and is a predicted model, not a curated record. The transcript has a single exon. Bases 7 to 693 code for a protein of 228 amino acids. NCBI's taxonomy places the organism in Eukaryota, Metazoa, Cnidaria, Anthozoa, Actiniaria, Aiptasiidae.